Molecule: messenger RNA, 2199 nt
Organism: Chara braunii
Lineage: Eukaryota; Viridiplantae; Streptophyta; Charophyceae; Charales; Characeae
Source: the annotation of a GenBank genome assembly
CCCCUAGUGGACCAGCAGCCGGCUAGCCGCUCUGCUAAUGAUCCAGGCAAAGCUACACGAUGGAGGCAGCCGUGGUGGCAACGGCAGCCGCAGCCUCGCUGUCAGCGGCGGGCUACUAUUCCUUGGGCGCUCUGUCGGAUGGCCGUUUUUGGUUCCCGCCUCCGAAGUCAGCAAUCUGCCGCGAAAGCGCCGCGGCCGCCGAUCUCGAGAUUCCCGCCCAAUCUUCUUUUGGGGCAUAUUCGGUGGAGCGGCGGCAGCGGGAAAGCGUGCGAAUGCAGUGCGCGCGCGGAGACCUCUCCUCCGUCAGCGGUGUCAUCACCGCGCCAAUCUCGUUUGACCUGCUGCGGCAGUCAACGGCGGGGAGCUAUUCMCCGUCUCCCGCCAUUUUUCGACCGUUUUCGACCAUCGAGCGUCGACGUCGAAGAUUUUCUUUUUCGCCUUCUCCCGCCAUUUUUUCAAUUUCUCUCGCCAUUUCCCCACCGCCGCCUCCCAGCGUCGAACGACGACGUCGCAGCUUUUCUAGCUCUCCCGCCGUUUUUCAAUUUCAACCCUCUGCUCCCGCCGUCGAAUGUCGGAGGCGAAGCCGAAGCGGCAAAGCCCGGCCGAGCUACGGACAUGAUAAAAGGCGGCGUAGUGUCUGCUGGGCCGGCAAUCUCGCCGCUCCUGUUCUACAGGACAGAAGACGGCGAGAGGGCAACCAGCAUUCUAUUAUUAGUAAUAGUAAUGUUACUACGGGUAGUAGUAGAGGGAGUGCAGGCAACAGACGAGGGAGUAGUAGUAGGAGGACGUGGGAUCUCGAGGGCGGCGACGUCAUCGCUGCUCCUCCGCAUUAUUGUCGUGGCUGGAGGAAUCACGAAGGGUGCAUCGUCUCCUCUGACCAGCCAUUGAUCCUCGAGAUCGGGGUCCGGAGCAACCGUACGUCCCACUCGUUGAUUGGUUGUACGUCCCGGCCGUUGAUUGGUUGUACGUCCCAGCCGUUGAUUGGUAGUACGUCCCAGGCGUUGAUUGGUAUUACGUCCGAGCCGUUGAUUGGUAGAAAAAGAGGGGGAAGAAAGGGGGAAAGGACAGGAAGAAGACUACUCGGCGAGUGUCAGUGUGUUGCCAACCAGGCAAUCAGGACAGAUUUGGGAGGAGAAGCAGAAGGAGGCGGAGGAGGAGGAGGAGGAGGAGGAGGAGAAAGAGGAGGAGGAGAAAGAGGUGGAGGAGGAGGAGGAGGAGGAGGAGGAGGAGAAAGAGGGGGUAAUACCUCAACAACACCAGACGAAAUGGAGGGCAUUACGGUAGGAUUUGUAGGAGCGGGGCAAAUGGCUGAGGCUCUGGCACGGGGCUUCAAUCGGUCAGGGCUCGUUAAAUUCGAGAAGAUGGUCCUGUCCGACGUGGCAAAAGUGCGUCUCGACCUGUUCAACUCGCUCGGAGCUACGACCUUCGCUGACGGCGGCGAUGUUGCCGAUCGCUCAGAUGUGCUGUUUGUGGCGGUUAAGCCUCAUGUCGUUAAGUCUGUCUUGACCCACUUGAGAGAUAGCAAUAAUGCCAAGAAGAAGGAGCUACCCCUGGUUGUAUCUAUUGCAGCAGGAGUGACCAUUUCCGAUCUGGAGGAGUGGGUGGGUGAGGGUGCGCGGGUAAUUCGUGUGAUGCCUAACACUCCCUGCCUUGUCGGCGAGACGGCGGCAGCAAUGAGCUUGGGAAAGCACGCGACGAAAGAGGAUGCGGAUUGCGUGAGGAGGUUGUUUGAGUCGGUCGGCAAGAUUUAUACCGUGGAGGAGAGGUUGCUCGAUGCGGUGACAGGUCUGAGUGGCAGUGGUCCCGCCUACGUUUUUGUGAUGAUUGAGGCGCUGGCCGACGGAGGGGUUAUGGCGGGCCUGCCUCGGGACAUUGCCCUGUCCCUAGCAGCUCAGACGGUACUGGGAGCGGCGAAAAUGGUGCUGGAAACGGGGAGGCACCCUGGGCAGCUGAAGGAUUCUGUUUGCUCGCCAGGGGGGACCACCAUUGCCGCUUUGCGAGAGAUGGAGAAGGGAGCGUUUCGAGGGACUGUCAUGGAAGCAGUGCUGGCGUCCGCUAGGAGAUCCAAAGAGAUGUCUGAGUCGAAAUGACUUCUUACUUUGUUGAGUCGCCGGUGCGCUGCAGGUUUAUCCAGACAAAAAAGUACAAAUCUAUUAUUGCUUGUGUAAAUGAACCCAUAAAUAAAAUUGCAAACGAGGC